Molecule: messenger RNA, 1242 nt
Organism: Gavialis gangeticus (Gharial)
Lineage: Eukaryota; Metazoa; Chordata; Crocodylia; Gavialidae
Gene: PGLS
Product: 6-phosphogluconolactonase
Exons: 6
Coding region: 1-888 (295 amino acids)
Biological process (GO): carbohydrate metabolic process; pentose-phosphate shunt
Molecular function (GO): 6-phosphogluconolactonase activity
Source: RefSeq, a predicted model, not a curated record
AUGCUCUCCACGAUUAUUAAUGCUGAUAACGGACCUAGUUGUGUUAACUGGAACUGUGUCCCUAUACUGGAUCACUGCGGUCUCGGAAACAGGCCUGGAAGCCGCGGCUACCGCCCCCCCCUGCCCUGGCGGCUGGUCCCCGGCAUCGCCCCUCGCUGCCGGAGCGGGGCUGAGGCGGGAGCUGCUCCCGCGCCGGUAACAUCAAAGGCUGUUGGGGACGGCUGCCUGGCAACGCAGACGUUUCCUCCCUUUCUCUCGCUUGCGGUGCGCUACUUCCGCUUCCUUUUUUUUCUCCCCGCGCCCAGCUCUCUCGCAGGAAGCCCGGCUGAGGGCAUUUUUUUCCUUCCCCCGGCUUCCGGUUGCGACCGCAGAAACUCUCCCCGACUUCCGCUUGCCCGGACUCAUCUCCUCUCCAAGAUUUCCAUCCCAGAAAACCAAGUGAUUACCAUUAACUCUUCAUUACCUGUUGAAGAGGCUGCUUCAGACUAUGCUGCAAAGUUAAAAGAGGCCUUUCAAGGUGAGAAUAUGCCUGUCUUUGAUUUGCUGAUUUUGGGAGUAGGGCCAGAUGGUCAUACCUGCUCUCUGUUCCCAGACCAUCCACUUCUACAGGAGAAAGACAAGAUAGUUGCCCCUAUUAGUGAUUCUCCAAAGCCACCGCCUGAACGGAUAACACUAACUCUGCCUGUUCUGAACGCUGCACGGACUGUGGUUUUUGUUGCUACAGGGGAGAGUAAAGCUGCCAUCUUAAAGCGAAUUUUGGAAGGUGAUGAGGUGAACCCUCUCCCUGCUGCUCUUGUCCAGCCUCAUACCGGGAAGCUGCACUGGUUUCUGGAUGAGUCUGCAGCCAAGGAGCUGACUGUUCCCUUCGAGAAGCACUCUAUCUUGUAGAACCAAACGUUCGGCUGGGUUUCAGGAUCGGGAUCCAGUAGCACUGACUGCAAGACCUUCAAAGAGCUGGCUCUGUAACAUUCCAAGUCAAGGACUCCACAUCUGGUCAUAGUACUUGGGAGUGGCACUAAACUAAUGUUGUCUUUUUUGUUUCUCUUUUUAAGCAAGUGGUACUUUGUGGAGCACUGUAUAAUCUCUUUGGUUGGGGAGGGAAGAUAUAGGGUGCUUAUGUUUGAUCUCUAGCUGCAACUGGAAACGCUUGGGAUCGUGGAGGAGGAUAGUGUGGUGCAGUCUGUCUUGUGAACGGUUCAUGUGGUGUAAAGUGAAUGCACAAUAUUAAAGAUGUAAAUUUCA